AUGUUGGGUUUGGUCUCUGAGCCUUUAUCUGGGUUUAGUCCAACCCCACCUUUAAACGAACCACCAAAUGCAAAGAGAAGAAAUGCUAGGGCUAUAUUAGCGUCUGGCAUUCAGGACGAGAACGACGAAGGAAGGGGCUAUGAUCGAAGGUCUACACUCGAGGGAGCUUCGAAGGAAGAGACAGUAAUGAGUGGAGAGUUGGACGAGAACAACGAAGGAAGGGGCUAUGAUCGAAGGUCUACACUCGAGGGAGCUUCGAAGGAAGAGACAGUAAUGAGUGGAGAUCCAACCACACCUUUAAACGAACCACCAAAUGCAAAGAGAAGAAAUGCUAGGGCUAUAUCAGCGUCUGGCAUUCAGGACGAGAACAACGAAGGAAGGGGCUAUGAUCGAAGGUCUACACUCGAGGGAGCUUCGAAGGAAGAGACAGUAAUGAGUGGAGAGGUUCGAGAUGAUUUUGAUUUCAAUAGAGAAUAUGAGGCAUAUGGCCUUCAGGAAAGUUCGAUAAUGGAGCCGGAAGAGGGUUAUGUUGAUAUGGAGGAGAUUGAAUUGCACUCAGAAGAGGAUGAUAAUACAUAUAGCCAAGAAUAUGGGGCAUAUGGCCUUCAGGAAAGUUUGAUAAUGGAGCCGGAAGAGGGCUAUGUUGAUAUGGAGGAGAUUGAAUUGCACUCAGAAGAGGAUGAUAAUACAUAUAGCCGGUAG
Ilex paraguariensis (yerba mate) is the source of this 702-nucleotide messenger RNA. NCBI's taxonomy places the organism in Eukaryota, Viridiplantae, Streptophyta, Magnoliopsida, Aquifoliales, Aquifoliaceae. The record is from the annotation of a GenBank genome assembly.